CUAAAAAUUCACAUUCAGAUCUCAUCUUUCUACUCCCAAAUUUUUGGCACCAUAAGUAAUUAGGCUUAACAAAUAAUAUACGUUUUGUUGAAAAUACUGUGACUAAAACCCAAGCCACUAGUUUGUGUGGACAUCAGUGGUUUAUAAACCCAAGGUUCUCAAAUCUACCACACCCAAAAACAAAAUAUCCUUUCUUUUUUGCAUAAUUGAAUAAAACCCAUAUCAAAAAAAUUAUCACAAAUUUCUUAGGGAGCAAAAGAACCGAAAUUUCUAUCUGGGAUUCGCUUAAAAAUCUAAUCUUUGGAGUGGGUUUCUUUUUCUUUUUCUUUUUCUUAUGGCAACUUCAAUUUCUGCUACUGGGUUUAAAGGUGGUUUGAGCUCUUCUUUUCAUGGAAGUUGGGGUACUUCAAUGGCUGGUGAAGAUUACACUAUGUUGGUUAAAUCAGUACCAACCUAUGUUCGAGUUGGGAGGAAGCCAAUCAGGUCUCAACCAAUGAUGAAGAACAUCAAUGAAGGAAAAGGUCUCUUUGCCCCAAUUGUUGUUGUGGCACGUGAUGUUAUUGGCAAGAAAAGGUUCAAUCAACUUAGGGGUAAAGCUAUUGCUUUACACUCACAGGUAAUUACUGAGUUUUGCAAAGCUAUAGGUGCUGAUGCAAAACAAAGACAAGGGCUUAUUCGUUUGGCCAAGAAAAAUGGAGAGAGGCUAGGGUUUCUUGCAUGAUGAGCUUGAAUUCUUUGGUUGGCUUUGGUGCCAUGCUGAGAAAGUUCAUGUUGUAGAUAAUGUGAUAAUCUGAUUUUGAAGUCAGAAACCAAUCUCUCUUUCUCACUCUCUUAUAUUCUCUUUCUCAUUCUUCAGUUUCUUUAGAUUGUAAUAUUUUCUCUCAGACCAAAUUACUUAAUGAUAAUUCAAGAUAAUUAGUACAA
This is a messenger RNA of Cannabis sativa, 924 nucleotides long. Its product is annotated as protein PROTON GRADIENT REGULATION 5, chloroplastic. The coding region runs from base 335 to 721 and encodes 128 amino acids. Gene Ontology annotation, biological process: photosynthetic electron transport in photosystem I; response to high light intensity. Gene Ontology annotation, cellular component: chloroplast. The record is from RefSeq and is a predicted model, not a curated record. Gene Ontology annotation, molecular function: electron transfer activity. Lineage: Eukaryota; Viridiplantae; Streptophyta; Magnoliopsida; Rosales; Cannabaceae. The transcript has 2 exons.